This is a messenger RNA of Ochotona curzoniae (black-lipped pika), 2809 nucleotides long. It is a transcript of the gene GSN, whose product is annotated as gelsolin. The transcript is spliced from 17 exons. The record is from RefSeq and is a predicted model, not a curated record. Gene Ontology annotation, biological process: actin polymerization or depolymerization; actin filament severing; barbed-end actin filament capping. Gene Ontology annotation, cellular component: cytoplasm; actin cytoskeleton. Bases 353 to 2596 code for a protein of 747 amino acids. NCBI's taxonomy places the organism in Eukaryota, Metazoa, Chordata, Mammalia, Lagomorpha, Ochotonidae. Gene Ontology annotation, molecular function: phosphatidylinositol-4,5-bisphosphate binding; actin filament binding.
GGCUUGCCUGGGCAACCCAGAGUUGCACUGGCUAGAAGAACCUUGAGGGUAUUACGUCCAACCUUCCUGGCUUUUAUCUGGGGGAACUAACCCCAGUAACUGACCACGGAUGUGCAGGACUCCUGCCCCCCACAUCCUCUGCCGUUGUCUGAGAAGUGAGGGAUGCCGGUAUCCUGGCUUUCAUGCCGGUAUCCUGGCUUUCUGGGGGCCCUUUGCCUUGUCGCUGUGUUGGGAGGAGCCCCAGGCUUGUGGAGUUGGGCCUAGCACAGCUGUUUCAGACUGGGGCCUAUGGUCCUAUUUAUAGGCUGAUUAGCAAGAGGCCUGUGGCCUGCCUUCCCUGCCUGGCCACAGGAUGGCAGAGGAUGAAGCCUCCUGGGGCAGUUCCGACUGGCCCAGCAGCAUGGUGGUGGAGCACCCUGAGUUCCUCAAGGCGGGGAAGCAGCCUGGCCUGCAGAUCUGGCGUGUGGAGAAGUUUGACCUGGUGCCCGUGCCCCCCAACCUCUAUGGGGACUUCUUCAUGGGUGAUGCCUACGUCAUUCUGAAGACGGUGCAGCUGCGCAAUGGGAACCUGCAGUAUGACCUCCACUACUGGCUGGGCAAUGAUUGCAGCCAGGAUGAGAGUGGGGCGGCCGCCAUCUUCACCGUGCAACUGGAUGACUAUCUGAAUGGCCGGGCUGUGCAGCACCGUGAGACCCAGGGUUUUGAGUCGGCCACCUUCCUUGGCUACUUCAAGUCCGGCAUCAAGUACAAGAAAGGAGGCGUGGCAUCGGGAUUCAAGCACGUGGUCCCCAACGAGGUGGUGGUGCAGAGGCUCCUACAGGUCAAAGGGCGGCGUGUGGUCCGGGCCACCGAGGUGCCUGUGACCUGGGACAGCUUCAACAACGGCGACUGCUUCAUCCUGGACCUGGGCAAUGACAUCUACCAGUGGUGCGGUUCCAGAAGCAACAAGUUCGAACGACUGAAGGCCACGCAGGUGUCCAAGGGCAUCCGGGACAACGAGCGCAGCGGCCGGGCCCGAGUGCACGUGUCUGAGGAGGGCUCUGAGCCCGAGGGCAUGCUUCAGUAUCUGGGCCCCAGGCCAGCUCUGCCCGAAGGUGCUGAAGACACAACCAAGGAGGAUGCGGCCAACCGCAAGCUGGCCAAGCUGUACAAGGUCUCCAAUGGCGCAGGCACCAUGUCCGUCUCCCUGGUGGCGGAUGAGAAUCCCUUCGCGCAGGAGGCCCUCAAGUCAGAGGACUGCUUCAUCCUGGACCAUGGCACUGAUGGGAAAAUCUAUGUCUGGAAAGGCAAGCAGGCCAACAUGGAGGAGAGAAAGGCCGCCCUCAAGACGGCCUCUGAUUUCAUUUCCAAGAUGAACUACGCCAAGCAGACGCAGGUCUCUGUCCUUCCUGAGGGUGGUGAGACCCCACUGUUCAAGCAAUUCUUCAAGAACUGGCGAGACCCAGACCAGACAGAUGGCCCCGGCCUGGGGUACCUCUCCAGCCACAUUGCCCAUGUGGAGCGGGUGCCCUUCGACGCGGCCACCCUGCACACGUCCACCGCCAUGGCUGCCCAGCACGGCAUGGAUGACGACGGUACUGGCCAGAAACAGAUCUGGAGGAUUGAGGGCUCCAACAAGGUUCCUGUGGACCCUGCGACAUACGGACAGUUCUACGGCGGAGACAGCUACAUCAUCCUGUACAACUACCGCCACGGUGGCCGCCAGGGCCAGAUCAUCUACAACUGGCAGGGGGCCCAGUCUACCCAGGAUGAGGUUGCUGCGUCUGCCAUCUUGACUGCCCAACUGGAUGAGGAGCUAGGAGGGACCCCUGUCCAGAGCCGUGUGGUCCAAGGCAAGGAGCCUGCCCACCUCAUGAGCCUGUUCGGCGGGAAGCCCAUGAUUAUCUACAAGGGUGGCACCUCCCGUGAGGGCGGCCAGACGACUCCUGCCAGCACGCGCCUCUUCCAGGUCCGGGCCAGCAGCUCCGGUGCCACACGAGCUGUGGAGGUCCUCCCCAAGGCCGGUGCACUCAACUCCAACGACGCCUUUGUCCUGAAAACCCCAUCGGCCGCCUACCUGUGGGUGGGAGCUGGAGCAAGCGAGGCAGAGAAGACAGGGGCCCAGGAGCUGCUCAAGGUGCUGAGGGCCCAGCCAGUGCAGGUGGCCGAAGGCAGCGAGCCAGAUGCCUUUUGGGAGGCCCUGGGCGGGAAGGCCGCCUACCGCACGUCCCCGCGGCUCAAGGACAAGAAGAUGGACGCCCACCCCCCUCGCCUCUUUGCCUGCUCCAACAAGAUUGGCCGCUUCGUGAUUGAAGAGGUUCCUGGCGAGCUCAUGCAGGAAGACCUGGCAACCGAUGACGUCAUGCUCCUGGACACCUGGGACCAGGUCUUUGUGUGGGUUGGAAAGGACUCCCAGGAAGAGGAAAAGACCGAAGCCUUGACCUCAGCCAAGCGCUACAUCGAGACAGACCCAGCGAAUCGGGACAGGCGGACGCCCAUCACGGUGGUGAAGCAAGGCUUUGAGCCGCCCUCCUUUGUGGGCUGGUUCCUGGGCUGGGAUGACGACUACUGGUCUGUGGACCCCCUGGACAGGGCCCUGGCUGAGCUGGCUGCCUAAGAAGGCCAGGGCCACCCGAGUCACCAGUCAGUGCCUUUUAGAACUGUCCAUGUCUCCAAGAGAACUGCGGGUGUGUGUGUGUGUGUGUGAUUCUUUUACCUUUUUUUUUAAUAGUAGCCAAAAACAGCCCUGCAAAACUUCAGGGUCCUUGCAAAAUUGUCUGUAGUAUCUGUGCUUUGGAAAUGAGAUACAAUAAAAGCCUUUUGAAGUGUG